Messenger RNA from Eruca vesicaria subsp. sativa (arugula), 3606 nucleotides. The record is from the annotation of a GenBank genome assembly. Lineage: Eukaryota; Viridiplantae; Streptophyta; Magnoliopsida; Brassicales; Brassicaceae.
AAUCCAUCCGUCCUGAACUCAUAAGUGCCAUUAGAGAUUCUAAGUUCGGCAUCGUCUUGCUCUCGAGGAACUACGCUUCUUCAAAGUGGUGUCUUGACGAACUAGUUGAGAUUAUGAAGUGCAAGAAAGAGUUGGGUCAAACUGUGUUGCCCAUUUUCUAUAAAGUUGACCCGGCUGAUAUAAAGAAGCUUACCGGAGAUUUUGGAAAGGGUUUCAGAAAGACUUGUGCGGGUAGAAGCAAAGAAGAGACUGAGAGAUGGAGACAAGCUCUGGAGGACGUAGCUACAACCGCUGGUUACCAUUCAAUCAAGGGGGAUAAUGAAGCGGACAUGAUCGAAAAAAUAGCCAGUUAUGUUUCAGCAGAGGUGCUAAAUACUGUGUCAUCAAGUGUUUUGGGCGGUUAUGUUGGGAUGAGAGCUCAUAUGGCUAAGAUGGAACAAUUAUUAAGCCUUGACUCUGAUGAAGUGAGGAUGAUAGGGAUUUGGGGUCCUUCUGGAAUUGGUAAGAGCACCAUUGCCAAAGCUCUAUUCGAAAAAUACUCAAGUGAGUUCGAGCUUAGUGUCUACAUGGAGAAUAUCAGAAGACGAUAUCCAAUACCUUGUCAAGAUGUAGACAGCACACAACUGCAGCUACAAGCAGAGAUGUUAUCUCGAAUAACCAACCAGCAGGAUAUCAAGAUUCGUCAUUUGGGUGUUGCACAAGAGAGAUUAAAACACAAAAGAGUACUUGUCAUUCUUGAUGAUGUGAACCAUCUGCUGCAUCUCCAUGCACUGGCUAAAGAAGCUCGGUGGUUUGGUCCUGGAAGUCGGAUUAUCAUUACAACGCAAGAUAAAAGAGUUUUGCCUACACAUAAGACUAUUAACCAUAUACAUGAGGUGGGUUUCCCAUCUGACAAUAAGGCUCUUAAAAUCUUUUGCACGUAUGCUUUUGGUCAAAAGUCACCGUCUAAUGGUUUCGAGAGCCUAGCUCGGAGAGUUACACAACUUGCGGGUAACCUCCCUCUAGGACUAAUGAUUAUGGGAUCUUAUUUCCGGGGAAAGUCGAUGCAGGAGUGGGAAAUGGAAUUACCAAGGUUAUGGAGUAGCCUUAACGGAGAAAUCAAAAGCAUUUUGAAGUUCAGUUACGAUGCUUUGUCUGAUGAAGAUAAAGAUUUGUUUAUCUAUAUAGCAUGUUUCUUCAAUGACGAAUGGAUUGAUCGAGUGGAAGAAUUUCUAGCAAAUAAUAUUUCUAUUGUGAGAUAUCGUCUUCAUGUUUUAGCUGAUAAAUCUCUUAUAUGUAUCGACCGUGGAUGGAUAAGAAUGCAUAAUUUGCUAGCGAGUUUGGGUAGAGGAAUUGUUCGUAAACAAUCAAUUCAUGGCCCUGGGCAGCAGCAGUUUUUGGUUGAUGGUAAAGAAACAUGCCAAUUACUGAGGAACUCCUACUACACACAAGGUACUAACGUAAUAGGCAUAGAUUGCGAAUAUUCUGAGAUCGAAGGUGGGCUGUAUAAAAAUGACAAAGCGUUUGAAAAAAUGAGUAAUCUCCAAUUCUUUGCCUUCUAAUUUCGAUCCGGAGUUCCUCGUGGAAAUAUACAUGCCUUCAAGCAAUCUUGAGAAACUCUGGGAAGGAAGUCGAAGAAUUAGAAAUCUCAAGCGGAUGUAUCUGAGGGAUUCUAAAAACCUGAAGGAGGUUCCUAAUCUCUCAACAGCCACUAAUCUCUGGAAAUUGGAUCUCAGUGGUUGCUCAAGUUUGGUGAAGCUCCCAUCGUCUAUUGGAUAUGCUACCAAUCUCAAUGAACUGUUUCUCAGUCGUUGCUCAAGUUUGGUGGAGCUCCCGUUUUCCAUUGGGAAUGCUACUAAUCUCAAGAAACUGAAUCUUAGCGAUUGCUCAAGUUUGGUAGAGCUCCCAUUUUCUAUUGGCAAUGCUACUGAUCUCACAGAACUAGAUCUCCGUGACUGCACAAGUCUGGUGGAGCUCCCGUCUUCUAUUGGAAACCUCCAUAAGUUGUCGUCGUUUAUUUUGAAAGGUUGCUCAAAGAUAGAAGCCGUUCCGGUCAACAUCAACAUGGAAUAUCUAAGGAUACUUGAUCUCGCUGAUUGCUCAUCCUUGAAAACAUUUCCUGAGAUUUGCGCAAACAUUCGACGUCUCAGUCUCAAUGGAACUGGAAUAGAAGAUAUUCCUUCAUCAAUCAAGUUAUGGUCUCGUGAUCUUUAUCACUUUGCUGUGUCAUACAGUGAACGCCUUGUGAGUUCCCCGCGUGCUUUUGACGUCAUCACGGAGCUGCACGUGUGUGAUCAAAGAAUUCAAGAACUUGCUCCAUGGAUCAAGGGAAUGUCACGUCUACGUAAACUUAUAAUCAGUGGAUGCACAAAGAUAGUUUCACUCAUGCAGCUUCUUCCAGACUCAUUGGAAACCCUAGAAGCGAAAAACUGUGAGUCCCUAGAGAGAUUAGAUUCUUCUUUCCUCAAUAAGAAUCUCCACAAGUUGGAUCUCAGUGGUUGCUCAAGUCUUGUGGAGCUUCCGUCCUCUAUUGGAAAUGCUACUAAUCUCAAGGAGUUGAAACUCAGUAAAUGCUCAAGUCUCUUGGAGCUCCCUUCCUCUAUUGGAAACCUUCAGAAGCUGCAGAGGUUGACUUUGAAAGGUUGCGAAAAGCUAGAGUCCAUUCCGGUGAAUAUCAACAUGGAAUCUCUCAAGGAACUUGAUCUAGCUGAUUGCUCAUCGUUGAAAACAUUUCCUGAGAUUUCCACAAACGUUGAACGCCUCAAGCUGAAGGGAACUAAAAUAGAAGAUAUUCCUUUAUCGAUCAGGUCAUGGACUCAUCUUCAUCACUUGUCUAUGCCAUACAGUGAAAGCCUUAGGAAAUCCUUGAAUACUUUUGAUCUCAUCACGGUGCUAUGCUUGUGUGAUAAGAGAAUACAAGAACUAUCUCCAUGCAUCAAGAAAAUGUCUCGUCUACGUAAACUUGUAAUCAGUGGAUGCACAAAGCUGGUUUCACUCCCGCAGCUUCCGGAAUCGUUACGAUACCUAAAAGCAGAAAACUGCGAGUCCCUGGAGAGAGUAGAUUCUUCUUGUUGUUUUCAAAAUGUUGGUGCCAACUUUGGUAAUUGCUUCAAACUGAAUCAAGAAGCAAGAGAGUUGAUCGUAAGGAGUUGUAGAUUUGCGGUUUUACCUGGUGAAAAAAUUCCUACGUACUUUCUUUGGCAGGCAACAGGGAGUUCCCUGUCAACGAAAUGGAAUGUCACGGAUCAUCAUAUACCAGUGAUGGGGUUGAAGGCUUGCGUCUUGGUUGUUAAUAAGGGUGACGCCGAGGUUGGUGAGAGGAAAGAAUUGGAUGUAUAUUAUUGUAUCAAGGAUGGUAGCACCAGUGUAAGACAUAGAUCAGGAAUACACUCGCAGCGUUUUCCAAUUUUAAACGAGCAUCUCUACAUUUUCAAAAUGGAAGAAAAGGUGAGUUGCAAGGAAUCAUCAGUCUUUGAGUUUGAAGUCAGAGAUGAGAAAUGGGAGGUUAGAGAAUGCGCUCUAAAUUUGGUUCCACAACUUUGAUUUUUUGUGUUAAUGUCUGAUUGGAUUAACUGAUGAAUUCACAAAAAAAAUCUCAUUAUAGGUCUCUGUUAAACGAUCAAGAUC